AAGUACUCUUCCAAAAAGAACAAAGAAUUUGCUAAACGAAUUCCGUCCGGCAGGUGGGCGUACAUGCAGAAAGCCCAAUAUAGCAAUAGCCGUCUUCAAAAAACUCGAGAUUUCCUCAAUCGUGUAGGCUUAACCCGCCUGGGUUCCUCUCUCUAUGCCUCCACUGUCAAAAACCCUGAAUUCUUUGACCCUGAGAAUCCUGAUGAUUUCAAUGAUGCCCCCUUCAUAUGGAACUCUACCCUGUCUGAUUAUGCAAAAUGUGGGGAUCAAGCAGAUGCACCUAAGCUGUUUGAUGAGAUGCCAGUUACAGAUUCCAUUUCAUGGAAUAGUGACAUCUGGAUUUUGAGGAAUGGGGAGCUUGAGGGAGGUUUUGGUUACUUCAAAAGCUGUGAAGCUCAGACCUUUGUAGGUUGGAUCAAGAACUCUGACAACAAUUUUGUCAGCUUGUGAUAGGGAAGAGUUAUAGUUUGUCAAUGAGAUGAUAGAAGUGUAGGAAACAUGUGUUUUAUUAUUUUUCAUGGGUUUUAAAUGGAUAUGGAAGGGAAACAAUUGUAGGAAAUUCUUUGAGGACAUCAUACUAUAAAUGUGGGAGUUUUGA
Molecule: messenger RNA, 598 nt
Organism: Rubroshorea leprosula
Lineage: Eukaryota; Viridiplantae; Streptophyta; Magnoliopsida; Malvales; Dipterocarpaceae
Source: the annotation of a GenBank genome assembly